Molecule: messenger RNA, 1047 nt
Organism: Mangifera indica (mango)
Lineage: Eukaryota; Viridiplantae; Streptophyta; Magnoliopsida; Sapindales; Anacardiaceae
Product: glutathione S-transferase 2-like
Exons: 11
Coding region: 227-910 (227 amino acids)
Biological process (GO): L-phenylalanine catabolic process; glutathione metabolic process
Cellular component (GO): cytoplasm
Molecular function (GO): glutathione transferase activity; maleylacetoacetate isomerase activity
Source: RefSeq, a predicted model, not a curated record
GUUAAGCCAUUAAGACGAAAUCGAUCGCCAAUCCUAUGAAUGACACGCGUUGAACGGUUAGAAAGACAGUGAAAUGAACCAUAGACACUGCUCCUCUAAACUGAUCAAUGUUGAGUUGACUCUUUAACUCGGGCAGAGUGCAGACAGAAGAACUUCGCCGUUCUAAAUCAGCGCGAAGCUGAAGCUGUGUAGCUUUAAACUUGCUUGACUCUUCAGUAUCUUCAUCAUGGAAUGCAAGAAUCAGAAAGGAAUCGGCAAUUCCUCGUCUACUUCUUCAAGGCUUAUCUUGUACUCUUACUGGCAGAGUUCGUGUUCAUGGCGUGUCCGUUUCGCUUUGAACCUUAAAGGUCUUUCCUAUGAGUACAAAGCAGUGAACCUUCUAAAAGGUGAACAAUUUAGUCCAGAGUUUGAAAAAUUAAAUCCUCUUCAUUAUGUCCCAGUGUUAGUUGAUGGUAACGUUGUGGUCUCAGAUUCCUAUGCAAUCUUGCUGUAUUUAGAGGAAAAUUAUCCUCAGAGACCGCUGUUACCGGCUGAUCCUCAGCUAAGAGCUUUGAAUCUCCAGGCUGCCAGCAUCGUCAACUCUAGCAUACAGCCUCUUGUUAUGCUAUCAUUGCUGAAAUAUAUUGAGGAGAAAUUUGGUUCUGAAGAGCGAAAUAUAUGGGCUAAAUCAAACUUAGAAAAAGGUUUCCUAGCUCUUGAGAAAUUGUUGAAAGAUUAUGUUAGCAGAUAUGCCACAGGAGAAGACGUAUUCAUGGCUGAUGUUUUCCUGGCACCACAAAUUGGAGUUGUUACAAGGUUCAACAUUGAAAUGUCCAAAUUCCCUACUUUAAGUAGGCUAUAUGAAUCAUACAAGGCUUUACCAGAAUUCAUAGCCUCGUCACCAAAAAGACAACCAGAUGCUUUGAGCUAAUUCCGUUGCCAAUGAUGUUGAUGGAGCUGAGUCUGUCAAAGAAAAUAAACAUGUUGAUGAGCCUUUCUAGGGACGUAUAUUCCAUUCCUCCAUCCAAAUCAGUUCAUUGCAUGGAAUGAGAUUUUAAGAUUAAAUUA